GUACAUUGGCUAUUACCAAGCUUAGUUAAGUCUGUUUUUACAUUACUUGAUCCCUUUUUGAUCAAUUCUUUUGUCUGAUGUUUUGGAUUUGUUUGCCUGGUUUUCUUACAAUUUUACUUUAACCUGCAGUUGCAUCUGCCUGCAUCUAUACUUGACAACAACCCAAUGUGGAGGAAAAAAAGAUAUAUAAAUAUAUAUAGCUGCAAAUAAGAGGAGGAUCUGGAGCCCAAUAGUAAAAGAGGGAGUGAGAGAAGGCCAUAUAAAAAAAGAGGAGGAGAGGCAAGAUCACAACAACAUAGACACUCUACAGGAAACACGUUCUUUGGUGCAGCCUGUAAGAUAAGCAAGGAGUACACAGCAAGGUAAAAGAAAAAAAAGAAGACUCUUAUGUGAUUGAAAGUGUUUCAGGAUGGCAGGCAAUGGACUAAAAGUGCGUUACUGGCUAACAUUGAUCUCAGGCCUUUUGGAAUGUUUAUGCUUUGCUGGUAUUCUGUUUGGAUGGGCCUCACUGGUGUUUGUGCUCAAGAGCGAUGGCUAUUUCAGCUACCUGUGUGUAAACAGCACAGUCAAUGGCACCGUUACUGAAGAUUGCAGUAAGCAGGAUGAACAGCUCUCACUUAUCUUCACCAUUGCCUCCUUCAUGAAUAAUUUCUUAACUCUGCCCAAUGGGUUUCUGUUCGACCAUUUUGGCACCACAGUGACCAGACUCCUAGGAAUAUCUAUCUACACCACUGGAACUUUACUGAUAGCCUUCUCAAAUGCUGCUUUAUCAAUUCUCCUCUACCCUGCUCUCUCUUUCAUUGCUGUUGGAGGGAUCCUUUUCUUGGUCACUAACAUGCAGGUGGGAAAUCUCUUUGGAGCACGCCGGUCCACUAUCAUCACUCUGUAUAAUGGGGCCUUUGACUCUUCCUCUGCUGUCUUCCUAGUUGUCAAGCUGCUGUAUCAAAAUGGAUUUUCCCUCCGAACCUCGCUCAUCUCCUUGUCCUGUUGCAGUAUUGUUCAUCUGAUUCGCACAUUCCUGCUGAUGCCUCGCAGACACAUCCCCUACCCUCUCCCUGAAAACUACACCUACGGGCUGAAAUGUGGGGAUGCUCAGACGUAUGAGAUUAAUGAGUCAAAUAACGUAAAUGGUAAGAGAAACACCCAGAAAUAUGAGGCCACGGAGACAAGUCCGUUUAAAGAAGACAACUCUUCUAAUACCAACCAUUUGGACACAGCAGAGCGAACCUUCAAAAGUUGCAUCUUCUCUUGGUUGUUCUUAUGGCAUCUCCUGUGGUUGUCAAUCAUGCAGCUUAGACACUACCUGUUCAUUGGGACUCUUAAUCCAAUGCUCAAUCACCUAACAGCUGGUGACCACAGCCUUGUGAGCACGUACACUAAUGCAUUUGCCUUCACUCAGCUAUGUGGGAUACUGUGUGCUCCUUGGAAUGGGCUCAUUAUGGACCGGAAUAAGGGAAAACCCAGGGGAAAAGGCCAGAGUGAAAGUGAGGCAGAUCUAAAGGCAGCUAUAUUAUCUCUGUGUGUGACAGCGAUACAGUGUGUGCUUUUUUCCCUUUGUGCUGCUAUUCCUCUACUACCCCUGCAGUACCUCACCUUUAUACUACAGGUUCUCAAUAGAUCCUUCCUUUAUGGAGGGAAUGCAGCUUUUAUCAGCAUUGCGUUCCCUCCUGCACACUUUGGAAAACUGUAUGGAACAAUAAUGGCUCUCUCAGCGGUGGUGUCACUCCUACAGUAUCCGUGCUUCUCUCUUAUCAACGGACCUCUUAAUGGAGAUCCAUUUGCAGUGAAUGUUGCUCUGACCAUCCUGAGUUGCCUGGCCUUUAUCCAUCCUGUCUAUGUUUACCUGCACUGCCGGCGUCAAGCAGCUGGAUGGGCUACAGCUGAUAAAACUACUACCACUUAAGGAGGACAUAUCUCUAAGGGAAUAAGAUUAAACACCAGUAUUUUGUUCAGGCCAAAUAAAUGCUAUGCUAAUGUAGUGUUCUUAUAGGGAGUAUGGAUUAGAACACAACAUUGUGCUAAUGUAAUGAAGCAGCAACCGCUAUUCUCAAGGGUUUUGUGUCUCUCUCUCUUUUUUUUUUUUUUUUUUUUUUUUUGUGGUCACAGAUGUUCUGUAUUUUAAUGCUUUUUUUAUUAUAGAUAGAUCUCCAUUUGUAUAUAUACUUUGCAGCACUGCAAUAAUUACUUAAACAUACAAUACCUCAUUAUUCAUACAAGCAUAUUUCUAAGGCAGUUUCAUUCUAGGACUUAAAAGGGACCACUGACAAGUUAAGUCCAUCGCAGUUUAGCCUUUGUGUCUUUACAACAUAUAGAGUGCAAAGUAGAGGAACAGUAGUCUAUGAACAACAGCAGCAUACACAAUUAUGUAAGUUUUUCAAUGAAAUUCAUUGUAUGAGGAACUUGCAGUGGUAACUGCAGUAAACUGAAUAUGGAUGGAUGCGUGAUUGUAAUUAUACCGCCCUCUGCAGGACAAAUAUUUACUCUGCUAAUUGCCCUGUGCUGCGCUUUACAUUUGUGUACAAUAUCAUUUAAAAAAUAAAUAUAAAAAAGACUUAA
This is a messenger RNA of Silurus meridionalis, 2556 nucleotides long. It is a transcript of the gene slc43a3b, whose product is annotated as solute carrier family 43 member 3b. The transcript has 14 exons. Bases 410 to 1903 code for a protein of 497 amino acids. Lineage: Eukaryota; Metazoa; Chordata; Actinopteri; Siluriformes; Siluridae. The record is from RefSeq and is a predicted model, not a curated record. Gene Ontology annotation, biological process: transmembrane transport. Gene Ontology annotation, molecular function: transmembrane transporter activity.